CGAGAGUCCAAGGUCGACCUGCCAUGCUGCGAUUACGACCUCUGAUUGCUGCGCCACUGCCAGCUCCAUGCUCAUCGACAUCACAACUACCGCCGACGAGCUUCAGCAGGCGAUGUAUAUGCACCACAACGCGCAGGCAAGCCCAGAGAGUCGACCGUGUGCCAGAGAUCUUGCUCGAGCCGGGCAUGGACAUGGACGAGAUGGAACCCUACGGCUACGAUGAUCUUCCUUCGUACGGUCACCUCGCGCUCGCCAAGGACCGCGAAAGGUUACACUACUUGCGCCUGAUCGAGUUUCAACUGCCUCUCCUCAAAGAUCUACGACGUCCUUUCGUACCACCUGCAAAGGAUGAAGUGAUACAAGUCCGCACUCAAAAGUGGAUAGGCGUGCCGACGGCGGUAGAUCAAAAAGUCGCCAUCACCGUGCCCAUCAAUUCGCUCGAGCUUCCGACUGGUGAGGCCAGGGAUACUAUCAGGAAGCUCGCGGGUACACGUUGGGAUGCAGAGAAGGACGUCAUCGCCAUCAGCUGCCAACGGUACAAUACCCAAGAGGCAAAUGCAAAGUGGUGCUCAGACACGUUGGACAGGCUGAUACGUUCUGCAAGGGACAAGUCGGUCGAUCUGAGCGAUAUCCCCUUGGACGACAGGCCGACGCUGGCGAGGAUCAAGAAGCGUCAUGCUGGCGUUACCUUCAAAGACUAUCCUCAAGAGUGGCUCAAGUCCAAGUCAUCAUCAUCCUCCUCGUGAGCCAGCUAGCACAGGUAGUCCCGGCCUUGUCAAAAGGCUAGCAAUGCAUUGGCGUACCUGCGCAGAUCAAGCCUUUGCUUGAACGAUGGGAGCCUCCC
This is a messenger RNA of Mixia osmundae IAM 14324, 844 nucleotides long. RefSeq lists its product as uncharacterized. Gene Ontology annotation, cellular component: mitochondrial small ribosomal subunit. The transcript is spliced from 3 exons. Bases 24 to 746 code for a protein of 240 amino acids. Gene Ontology annotation, molecular function: structural constituent of ribosome. NCBI's taxonomy places the organism in Eukaryota, Fungi, Basidiomycota, Mixiomycetes, Mixiales, Mixiaceae. Gene Ontology annotation, biological process: mitochondrial translation. The record is from RefSeq and is a predicted model, not a curated record.